UACUCUGGCUCAAACUGGUGUGUCUUCUCAGGCUGAUUCCUUCUCUCUCUCAGUUGCUACAACAAAUGGCGUUCGUUUCCACUUUCCGCCGCAUCAUUGCCGGAUCCAACAACAGCCUCUCGUCGUCAUCGUCAUCGUCAUCGUCAUCAUCCUCCUUGUUUCGCAACUGUUCAACUCUUUCAUCUCCCAAGCUCUUUGUUAGCGGUCUUUCCAGACUCACAACAAAUGAAAAGCUUCAAGAUGCAUUUGCUCCUUUUGGCGAGCUCGUUGAUGCUAGAGUGAUCACAGACAGGGAGAGCGGAAGAUCAAAGGGUUUCGGUUUUGUGACAUACGCAACAAUACAAGAUGCAGAGAAGGCUAAGGAAGGAAUGAAUGCAAAGUUCUUGGACGGCUGGGUGAUUUUUGUUGAUCCUGCAAGACCUAGAGAACCAAGACGGCCUCUCCAGCAAGAUCAUCAGCCUCAGCCUCACUCUUCUUCCACUGCAUCCGGUUUCACUACUAACAAAACCAUUGGGUGGUGUAAAUGAAACAAAACUAUUGUAUUUCCUAUAUAAAAAAACUCUUAUUAUUUAUAGAAUAAGAAUUAAGACA
Raphanus sativus (radish) is the source of this 591-nucleotide messenger RNA. Its product is annotated as organelle RRM domain-containing protein 2, mitochondrial. The record is from RefSeq and is a predicted model, not a curated record. NCBI's taxonomy places the organism in Eukaryota, Viridiplantae, Streptophyta, Magnoliopsida, Brassicales, Brassicaceae. The transcript is spliced from 3 exons. Gene Ontology annotation, molecular function: RNA binding. The coding region runs from base 66 to 527 and encodes 153 amino acids.